UCAAAUGGGUAGGCCCAUCAACCCGAAAAGCCCAUAUCUGGACGACGUCGUUGUGGAGAAUUCACCCUUCCCUUCAGACUUCAUGUCGACUUUUAAAACGACGUCGUGCAGUGAAGGAUCGACAAUGGCGACACACAACCUCUCAUUAAUCCUUCUCCUGGCUUAUAACCGAUUCACGUCCCUUUGGAUCACUGCUCAGUUUCUGUGCCAUCAACGACACCAUUUCAGUUUCAUAUUCAUAUUAGGAAAGGAAAAUGCAAGUACAAAUCCUACUAGAAAACUACUUUUUUCCUUCUUCGCAUUUUAACCCAAUUAUCUCCGUUUCCUAAUCUGCCUUUGUUUUUGGAAAUCCGUUUCCGAAUCGUAUGAGUGAGAAUAUAGUGUAUAUAUACGUAGAGCUUACUUCACAAAGGGUUAUAUGUGUGUGAGCUUGUUUCAGAAAGAAAAGAACGUUUGUUUUCUCUCUUGUUUUCUCUCUUGUUUUCUCGUAAACCAAGCACAGCCUUCAAACGUAGGAUGGAGGAGUCUUGGUGGGUAUUCUUAUCCCGUAACUGGACAAAGCUCAAGUGUUUGCUUGCUGUGACUGAGUAUGAGUUAAUGGAGGUGCGGUCUAAAUCCCGGAACCGAAGCAGCCCAAGCUCCGGUAAUGGCGUUCUCCGCACGUCCAAGGACGUUGAAGCUGAACCCAGUACCCGAGUUAGGUCGAUGAAGAGGAAGUCCAGAGAAGAUCUAGGAAAGAAACCAAUGGAGGACGCUGUAGAUGCUGAACCAAAGAAGAAACUAAAGGAGAAGGAAACCAACAAGAAAGUACAAAAAGUGAACGAUCUCAUGCAGGUGGUACCAGAUUUACCAGAGAGAUUUAGAACAGUGAUUAAAGAAAUGCAAGGGAAUGAUCAUCAAGAACCAAUCUUGGUGAUCCAAAAACGACUGUUCGCCUCCGAUUUGGUACAGAACAAUAAUCGCUUGUCUGUUCCGUUGAAUCAAGUGAGGACAGAGUUCUUGACACCAGAAGAGAAUAGAUCUUUAGACAACAACUCGAAAUUGUCUGUGAAUAUUAUCGAACCUUCGCUUCAAGUUUCAGAUAUUACUUUAACCAGGUGGGAGAUGAGGAAGUCGAAUGGGAAAAUCAACUAUAUGUAUGCUUUUAUUAGUACGUGGACUGCUAUUAAUAAAAGAAACAGGCUUCGUGUUGGAGAUGUGAUUCAACUCUGGGCUUUUCGGAAAGCCGACGGAACGUUCGCUUUCGCUCUUGUUAAGCUGGAUGGUGAUCAGGCUGGUUCUUCUUCUGGCAGUGGCAAUAACGACGGGGCUGGAACUUCCGGUAGCCAUGGCGAAGAAGAUGGGAAUGGAAAUAGCGGUGAUGGGAAUGGAAGUCCUGGUACCCACGGCGGAGAAGAUGGGAAUGCUAAUAACGACAACGGGGCUGGAACUUCCGGUAGCCAUGGCGGAGAAGAUGGGAAUGGAAAUAGCGGUAAUGGGAAUGGAAGUUCCGGUAGCCAUGGCGGAGAAGAUGCGAACGGUAAGAGCGGAAGUUCUGGUCGGGAGGGUCGUAGAGAUGGCGUAGAAGAAGGUGACAAUGGCACUGGGGACUGUAGCCGUGGCAGAGAAGGAGAGAAUUGCAAUGGGGAUAACAGAGAUAAGAGUGGAAGUCUGGAUUCACCUACCAAAUUGGCUUUUCCUUUCGAUUUGAACGAGGAUUAUCCUGAGGAGUUACUCUGUUGA
Messenger RNA from Carica papaya (papaya), 1722 nucleotides. RefSeq lists its product as uncharacterized. NCBI's taxonomy places the organism in Eukaryota, Viridiplantae, Streptophyta, Magnoliopsida, Brassicales, Caricaceae. The record is from RefSeq and is a predicted model, not a curated record. Gene Ontology annotation, molecular function: DNA binding.